AUGGCCACAAUUAAGAUCGCAGAAGGAAUACAUUCGAAACACGCUCAUACCACUGCCAUUGACGACGAAGACGACGUCGACCAGAUCAAACUCGCGGCAAGAAGAAGCCAAGAUGAUGGUAUCUACAACAUCAGAUCUCGGGCCCGAGCCCGAGAUCAUUCAUUGAGAAGGACUUCAAGCUUUCUCUCGACUGAUGAGGAUUCCGGAUUGAGUAAAGAUGGCGAUCUGAGAACAGCUCAAGUCUUCCGUGGCAAGACGUUGCUAUGGCUUGCUUAUCAGUCAGUAGGUGUGAUAUAUGGAGAUAUUGGCACGAGUCCACUCUAUGUCUACUCUUCCACAUUCACCGAGCCUCCUAGCAAAUCAGACCUUCUAGGUGUUCUUUCCCUCAUCUUGUGGUCUUUAAUUAUGAUGGUUACAGUCAAAUACGUUCUCAUCAUCCUGUUCGCUGACAACGAUGGUGAAGGAGGUACUUUCAGCACAUAUGCCCUCCUGAGCCGAUACAUGAACAUCACGAAUCGCGAUCCUAGGGAAGCCUCACUUGUCCGAAUGAGGCGGUGGGCUUCAAGUGACCUUGAGAGUGCUGGGCGCAAGAUGCGCAGAGGUCUGGAAACUAGCAGAUUCCUGCGUGGCACACUCCAAGUCAUGGGAGUGCUCGCGGUAUCCAUGGUCAUUGCCGAUGGUGUUCUCACACCAGCUCAAUCCGUGCUUGGUGCUGUGCAAGGGAUCAAAGUCGUGGACCCUACGCUUUCGAAAGGAACCAUCAUUGGUGUCACUGACGCCAUUCUCAUCCUCCUGUUCUUAGUACAGCCUCUUGGCAUCACAAAGAUCACUUACCUCUUUGCACCGAUCGUUCUAGUCUGGCUUGCAAUGAACUCGGUCUACGGCAUCUAUAAUUUAGUGAAUUAUGACACUAGUGUGUUCAGGGCUUUCAACCCGGGCUACGCCUUUGAAUUUCUGAUCCACCAUAAAGAACGAGGAUGGAGACAGCUUGGUGGUGUGUUGCUGGCCUUCACCGGGGUUGAAGCGUUGUUUGCCGAUUUAGGUGCCUUCACUGCACAGGCUGUUCGUAUCAGCUGGCUCUGUUACUGUUUGCCCUGCCUGUUCCUAGCAUACAUUGGCCAAGCUGCAUACAUCAGUGUGCAUCCUGAAGCUUACGACAAUCCAUUCUUCAAAGCCGCACCACCGGGAACGAUCUAUCCGUCGCUGGUAGUCGCUAUUCUUGCCGCCAUCGUUGCUUCACAGGCAAUCAUAACUGCAACUUUUCAGUUGCUUGCGCAGGUCAUGAAGCUAUCUUACUUCCCACAACUAAAGGUCGUUCAUACAUCGAAAAUAUUCCACGGUCAAUUGUAUAUCCCUCUAGCGAAUUGGCUCCUCAUGCUCGGGACGGUUCUGGUGGCGUCAGUAUACAACAACACAACUCGCCUUGGUAACGCUUACGGCGUGUGUGUCAUGUUCGUAACCUUCUUCGAUACAUGUAUGGUCACCUUGGUCGCUAUCAACGUCUGGAGGUUCAGCCCAUGGCUCGUUGCUCUACCGUGGCUAGUCAUCGCGUGCAUGGAUGGCACGUUCCUCUCAAGUGUACUGACAAAAGUGCCUGAAGGUGCUUGGUUAACACUCCUCAUAUCCUUCUGCAUAACAGCCGUCUUCCUAGUCUGGAGAUAUGGCAAGGAGCUACAAUGGUCCGCAGAAGCAGAAGAUCGACUACCAACCUCGCACUUCGUGAAGCAAAAUGCAGACCGAGAGCUCACUCUGACUCACAAGUUCGGUGCAAUACCAGUAAGCACAAUCCGAGGCUUCGGCAUGUUCUUCGACAAGGCCGGAGAGACAAGUCCAAUCGUCUUCAGCAACUUCGCCACGAAAUUGACGGCACUACCUGAGAUCAUGGUUUUCUUCCACCUUCGUGCGCUGGAGUCACCCUCAGUUGCCUUCGAAGACCGAUACACGAUAUCUCGCCUAUCAAUCCCCCAUUGCUACCGAUUAGUCGUGCGAUACGGCUACAAUGACGAAGUCGUCACUCCCGAUCUAGCCGCGAACUGUCACGAGCAACUGAAGCAGUACCUCCUCAAACAGCAGCACGAGCGACGACCAUCCAUCGCACGACCCAUUAACGGCGCCGACGAGAAAUCGCCAAUGUCAACACUACAAGACAACAACAAUGAUUUACACCACAAAAUCCGCGACGAGAGAAUAGUCGAUGAGCUGGCAAUACUAGAUCGCGCUCACAACCACAAAGUACUGUAUGUGGUCGGUAAGGAGCAGAUGAAGAUCAAGCAGGGCACGAAUGUGGCCAAGAGGGCUUUGCUUGAGAUAUUCCUGUGGAUGCGGGAGAAUUCGAGGAAUAAGAUGGCGAAUCUCAAUAUUGAUACCGAUAAGCUUGUUGAGAUUGGCUUUUUGAAGCAGAUAUGA
Molecule: messenger RNA, 2406 nt
Organism: Lithohypha guttulata
Lineage: Eukaryota; Fungi; Ascomycota; Eurotiomycetes; Chaetothyriales; Trichomeriaceae
Exons: 2
Coding region: 1-2406 (801 amino acids)
Biological process (GO): potassium ion transmembrane transport
Cellular component (GO): membrane
Molecular function (GO): potassium ion transmembrane transporter activity
Source: RefSeq, a predicted model, not a curated record